GCAUGGCUGCCACGCCUGGUCCUCUGGACCGUCGGCUCCAGAUUUCUCCAUAGCUCAACAGAGACAUGCAAUCCCAGAAACCAUCAAUAAGGUUAUUUUCAUCUAGAGAGGGUAAAGAGUCGGAAGUCUGUAAUAAGAGUAACUGUUUGCAGUGGAAACUUGUGCAAAGCAUUGAACCGUCCGAUCCUGUUAGCCUCAGCAUCUGGUUCAUAAUUCAGAAAAAGUACUGUAUCAUGGUUGACAUCUGCCGGUAUAGGGCCGGCCUGUAGGCCAGUAAGUAAGCUUCAAUGACGAACAUAUGGAUUAUGGAAGAAAGCGACUGGCAGAGCUGGAAGCAUCAUGGUUUCAUGGACGACCCAGAUCCAUUGAAAGAGGGAUGAACAUGGAUGAUGGAGAGGUAGAAGUGUCAGAUCAGGUUUUGCUGCCGGAUAUUUAUGCGGCUGGUGAUAUCCAAGGAUCGACUUCUGUAGACAAUUUUCUUGACGAGUUUUCGAAGAUCACUCGGACAUGUACUCACACUCACACCUGUAACCCUCCUGGCCAUGAUGCAGCACACACUCACACUUGUUUCCACACACAUACCCAAGUCUUUGCAUCUGAGGAAGAUGACACGCCAAAUCACAAACAACAGUCCGUUACAAAAUCUAGGAGGCCUUCAGGAAACAGGGAAGCGGUACGGAAAUAUCGAGAGAAGAAGAAGGCACAGACAGCGUACUUGGAAGAGGAAGUCAAAAAGCUACGCCUCCUGAACCAGCAACUGAUCAGGAAAUUACAGGGGCAGGCAAUACUUGAAACUGAGGUUCUCAGGCUGAAGACUCUGUUGAUUGAUCUUAGGGGAAAGAUUGACAAUGAAUUGGGUGUUUUUCCUUACCAAAAGCAGUGUAAUUCCACUACUAGUUUUAGAAAGGGUGAUUGUAGCAUCCAAUCUGCAAGUGGAGGGAUUGGCCUACGGUGUGAGACUGACAUUCCAUGCCUUCACCCACACAUAGGGCCAUCUCUAGAAGCUGGAAUUGGUGGAAACACAAAAAUGGUUGUCAAUUGGGAAGGAAGUUGCCAACCUGCAGUUGUCAACUGUCAAGCAAACCUAAAUGCAUCUGUCACACAAAACAUGGCAAAUGGUGAAGCACAUCCUAAUUGCUUGAUGCCAGACACCUUGGACUCAUUGGGGACCAUGGUCUCAUCUAAAUCUCAAGCUGAAUAACCAGAGGGAGGAUCUUAGUUGUAAGUUGAUUAUGCUGCCUACCAAGUACCAAGCUCACUAUCUUGUGGUUGCUUUUGUAUUUUUGCUGACAUUGGUGAACUUACAAAUAGAUUUCUCCAUUGUAUAAUAUAUGAUAAGUGGUAACUUGUAGCACCUAAAAGUUAAGUUCAACAUAAAAUACAGAAAGAUCCUUCAUCUAGUUAGUUAAUAGAACUUUGUACUUGGGUGAGAAAGCUCUCCUUUCUUACAUGUUGAACUGGCUUUUAAGGCAGCCUGGCUACCUGUAAUGUACAUAAAACCAUCUUUUUUGUUCUAGAUAGAUGUAAAUGAAAAUAUAGAGUACAAUCUUUUUA
This is a messenger RNA of Nelumbo nucifera (sacred lotus), 1554 nucleotides long. Its product is annotated as basic leucine zipper 23-like. Gene Ontology annotation, biological process: regulation of transcription by RNA polymerase II; DNA-templated transcription. NCBI's taxonomy places the organism in Eukaryota, Viridiplantae, Streptophyta, Magnoliopsida, Proteales, Nelumbonaceae. Gene Ontology annotation, molecular function: RNA polymerase II cis-regulatory region sequence-specific DNA binding; DNA-binding transcription factor activity, RNA polymerase II-specific. The record is from RefSeq and is a predicted model, not a curated record.